Bactrocera neohumeralis is the source of this 762-nucleotide messenger RNA. RefSeq lists its product as uncharacterized. The record is from RefSeq and is a predicted model, not a curated record. The transcript has 3 exons. Lineage: Eukaryota; Metazoa; Arthropoda; Insecta; Diptera; Tephritidae. The coding region runs from base 1 to 762 and encodes 253 amino acids.
AUGGUGCAGGAGAGACGGCAGGCGGCAGUGAAAGAGUCUUUGCGUCAACGUUCGUUCCGGUUCAUCAUGGAGGAAUUCCACGCAUUCCAGGUCAACCCCGGCAAGGAGCACAAGCUGGCGAUUCCACCCAGCCACGGCUUCCAUCUCAGCAUCAUUGCGCUGCCCCACAACGCCACGGGCCGCACGACACUCUACGUCACCGUUGACGGGAAGUCCCACCCGCUGGCUACGGUGGAGGCGGAGAAGAACGUUUUGCAGGCCUCCACCGACCUUGUCUUCAACGCUGCCCAAUCGGUACUGUUCCACGCCAAAGGCUCGAGCGGGGUUCAUUGCACCGGCUACAUCCGCGAAUUGGAGGAGGCCGACGCCAACCCCUUCGUCAAUCUUUCAGAUGCCGACGACGACGCCGACGUCGAGGAGAAGGCCGCCGGCGCCGGUGCCAGCGAGGAGGACGAUGAAGAGAUGACCAGCAGCGAGAAGCAGCGCGCUGCCGCCGCCGACGAGGCAGCUGAGGAAGAAGAGGAGGAGGAAGAAGACGAAGAGGAGGAGGACAGCAGCGAAGACGGUGCCGUCGACCCCACAGCGCCCAGCGACAGCGAAGACACCGACGAGGAGGGAAUGUCGGACGAAGUCGCGGCGGGUGCCGAAUCCGAGGAAGACGAUGACGAGGAAAAGACGACGACGAAGAGGAAGAAGAGGAGGAGGAGGACGACAAAGACUCUCUCACAGAGGAGAUGCCUCCGGGCAGGCGGCACGUGCUGA